GGAAAACAUUGCACAAUAAUUUUGCACAAUAGUUAAAGGCCAAAUAUAGUUUCUCAUGGCUACUUGAAUCACUUUCAUAUGUAAUGGAUGCAUUUCAAAGUGUCAAGCAGUGUGGUAGCGAUAUUUUAUUUAGUUUGCAUGACUUUGAUCCACCGAUAUCGCCCGUGGAAGAUCCCAGAUCUGUGUCGGGUUUGGAUGGAGGAAAGAUCAUUGAGUAUGUUUUGGAGUCUGCCAGGAUAAGAAAUGCAGUUACUGAGAUUGCAUCCAAGCAAGGAAGAAGUGUUGAGGAUGUUUUUGCUGAAGUUAAAGUACUAUUGGCUGACAUUGGACACACUUUUACAUUGAAGAGCAUUCGUUUCAUGGCCUAUUUAUUGAGGAAGGUUUUUAGGAAUAUCUAUUCUGGCAUCAAAGUUAACAUGGAAGGAUUAAACAAGGUUAGAGAGAUAUCAAAAGAGUGUCCUGUGGUAUUUGUGCCUUCUCAUCGUAGCUACACAGAUUUUCUUCUUGUUUCAUUUGUUUGUUUCAUUUUUCAACUGCCUCUGCCUGUCAUUGCUGCAGCCCAAGAUUUCAAAAGCAUGAAAUUAAUUGGUGGACUUCUACGGAACUGUGGUGCAUUUUACAUGAAGCGAAGUUUUCGUUCUGACGAGCUGUACUGGGCUGUCUUCUCCGAAUAUGUGCAAUGCUUGUUGUUGAAUAGCGGGACAACUAUGGAAUUCUUUCUUGAAGGAACUAGAAGUAGAUCAGGGAAGAGUUUACAUCCAAAACAAGGUCUCCUGUCAAUCAUCACUGACGUUUACUUCACGUCACGUGUUCCUGAUAUUGUGUUCUGUCCAAUCAGCAUCAGCUACGACAGAGUUCUUGAAGAGACUUUGAUGGCGCGAGAGUUGCUUGGGGUGCCAAAACCAAAAGAAUCCCUUAAGGGUCUGUUGAACUCACGUUCUGUUCUCUCGGAUGAUUACGGUUAUGCCUACAUGUAUUUUGGGAAACCAAUUUCGCUAAGAGAGUUUUCAGAUGGAUUAGUGAAUAGAUCUCAAAGAUCUUGUAUUCCCAGGUCAAUAAGGAACGAAGCAACUGCAGAUGAAAUGAAUGUCGUUAGAAAACUUGCCGGGCAUAUUUUAGAGAAAAUACAAGAAAAUUUGAUCGUGUUACCCAAUAUGAUAGUCGCGUCGAUUAUUCUUCAAUAUCCGACCGGAAUUGAUCUGGAGCUUCUCACAAGAAAGUAUGAAUCUACCCUGGAAUGGUGCAAGAAAUGUGAUGUGCCAAUCGCAAGAAAUGAAAACUGUGAUUUGAAAGACGAUUUAGUUCAAAGUUUGCAGCUACUGAAAAGUUCUGUAUUUGUUACCGAUGAUGAUAAAGUUUGCUUGCUGGAAACUGAAAACUAUCCUGAGGGGUUUAAGAAUAAAGUUAGUGCAUUACUGGAUGCAAGAAACAGCCUUGAAAUCACAAGAGACACAGAACAUUUGAAUGAAGAGACGAUGAACUCAGAGGCAACUAGCCUUGGUGGACCGUCGUUGUUGACUGAUUUGAAAGCAUUAAACGGGGAAGAAAAGAAUUAUCUUGUUCAUUUGACUUGUGUUCAUCUGCAACUUGCUCAUCAACGGAAUCAACUGCUUCACUGGUUUUAUAUCCCAGCCAUGGCGGCCCUUGUUGCUCGAACUUGUGCAAGCAAUAUUUCCGAAGAUUAUCUUUACAAAAGAGCAAAGUCGAUUGGUGAUCUGGUCUGUAUGGAGAUAGCGAAGGACUCGUUUCCUUCUCAACAAGAAUUCGUAUCUGGUCUAGAAAAGUUUAGAGAAUUGGGCAUGUUUGAUCGUCGUGGUGAAUUUUAUGUUGUAAAUCAGACAGAGUCCUUUCAUUUCAUUUCUCGUUUAUGGAAACCUAUUAUCACCUCAUACUGGCUCAUUUCUUGCCAUAUUCUUAAUUUUUGCGAACACGGGAAGGAGUAUCAGGCGAACACGUUAAUACACAAUUGCCAAGAAUUCGCUUUGGAACUUUUCUUGAAAGGGACGGUUCAGGAUCUGGAGAUACAAAGUCUUGAAUUAUGUAGAAAUGGAAUAAAAUCACUGCGAAAACUAGAAAUAAUCAAACAAAUAAAGCGAGAUUCAAACGACAUGAUCGCAAUAUCCAAUAAAUCAUCUCUAUACAACACAACAGUCACGUUAGAAGACAUUCUACAUCUUAAAUUCACGCGGCAACCUUCCACACGGAGUAAACUUUAACGGACUCAUAGGUAUGCGUUUUCUGCAAUACAGCUUCAAAAACAGUAUUGAGUCAGUUUCCAUUUUUGGACGAGAUUUGAAACGAUCUUUGUUCCUUUAAUGAUAUUGUCAUGCUGACCUGCUUUCCUGUGAAGUCAAUUGCAUGAUUCUAAUAUAGAAUUUGAAACAAUUAUUGAAUUCCGAAAUUGAUAAACCGCAAUAACUCGUAUCUAAUUGGUAGAUAGACUAUACAGCAAUACAAUAAUAUUUUUAUGACUGUAGUAAAUGUCUGGCGUAGCGUCAAAGAUCGUAGUAGAAAUAAUACAACAACCGUAACACCUGUUACAUGAAUAUUAACAUGUGUAUAUAUCUCAUGAAUAACAUUUUAUUCAAUGACAGAUCGAAUAAAUUACAGGACGCUUAAAAUAACACAUUAUUUACAUUCAAAAAAUAUGAAAAUAAAAUGUUGCCUGGUAUAAUUUCAUUCGUUUCUGCCGCUAUUCCGUAAAUUAAUCUGAGGUAUCCGGUGUUUCCGAAAUACUUCAUGUCUAAAUUGCUUUCUAAUUAUUAUCCACGAAUGUAAUUUGUU
Dendronephthya gigantea is the source of this 2784-nucleotide messenger RNA. Its product is annotated as dihydroxyacetone phosphate acyltransferase-like. The coding region runs from base 84 to 2216 and encodes 710 amino acids. Gene Ontology annotation, cellular component: mitochondrial membrane; peroxisomal membrane. Gene Ontology annotation, molecular function: glycerone-phosphate O-acyltransferase activity. The transcript is spliced from 15 exons. NCBI's taxonomy places the organism in Eukaryota, Metazoa, Cnidaria, Anthozoa, Malacalcyonacea, Nephtheidae. The record is from RefSeq and is a predicted model, not a curated record. Gene Ontology annotation, biological process: ether lipid biosynthetic process.